This is a messenger RNA of Durusdinium trenchii, 1206 nucleotides long. Lineage: Eukaryota; Dinophyceae; Suessiales; Symbiodiniaceae. The record is from the annotation of a GenBank genome assembly.
AUGGCCAUGCCCAAUGGAUGUCCAAAAGAUGUCUCGGUCAAGGGGACUCAGUUCUCACCAGACCCGGGUGAAGAAAUCCUGAUGAACAGGCACAUUCUGAUUUACCAAGCUGCCCAGGAUGGAGUGAGGAUGGAGCCAGAAAAUCCUCACCGCAAGUCCUUUUCACUUCGGCUUCGGUCGUCUUCUGCACCCGAAAAUGCAAUUGUCUGCAGCCUCGGCACAUCCAGCCCCCCAGCCAGUGAACGGUUCCGCCACCUCCAACAUUCAGCCAUGGCCGUUCAGCCCCGACGCAUUCGCGGAGCAGUGCUCUUGGGCCUGUGCUUGUGCAGCAUUUGGACCUUUUCUGCACAGCAAGCAUUCACCAAGACAGAGGUCAUUGAGGAGACGGAUGUUUCCACUGGUGUGAAGUUGGUGGCAGAGCAUCCACUCCUCUUCAGCUUCCUGAGCAUGGCCCUGUGCGGAGCGCUCUGCUGCACCGAGAAUUCCGCCACCCCUCGCCAGGGCAACGCGGAGGACCGCGCGGACUACAACAGCUUCUUGAUGAUUCAGAACAUCCUUUGCUUCGCCUCCGGCAUUGUGAACGCUUUGACCAUCAUCGACAUGGGCAUGACGGUGUCUCACCAGUCGGGCAACACGUCUCACACGGGGCGUCUCAUCAUGAACGGCGGCGCCAAGUUCGGACACCUCUUGGCCUCCUUCUGCUUCGGUUCCUUCUUCGCGGGCUUCAGCAAGUCUGACUGCGAGGCCAUCUACUCAGGCCGCUACUCCCCCAACUUGUUGGCUGCCACCAUCGCGGUGGUGCUUGGAUGCACGGUGCACUACUGCAAGGAGCAUGGCGGUGCGGGCAAUGACAACACUUCGGAAUGCUUGCUGCUCUUCGCCUUCUCUCAGGGUAUCCAGAACGGCAUCACCCGCCGCUGCUUGUCGCUGCCCAUUUGCACCACUCACUUCACUGGCUACCUCACCGACGUGGGCACCGGCUUCGGCGCCUGGGCCCGUGCCACCAUGAACGGCGAGAAGCCUCCUACCCUCCUCAAGGUCUUGCUCUUCUUCGCGGGCACCCUCUUCUUCUUGCUGGGUGGCGUAGCGGCCAAGGAGCUUCACGGGCCUUACAACAUGCAGGGUGCUUUGGUGGCUGCCGGCCUCAUGGGCGCGAUCUCCGCUGGGCUGGUCCCCGUGGUGAAGGUGAAGAAGACCUCCCCGUGA